Salvia splendens (bonfire salvia) is the source of this 876-nucleotide messenger RNA. RefSeq names its product 50S ribosomal protein L7/L12. Gene Ontology annotation, biological process: translation. The transcript has a single exon. Bases 222 to 716 code for a protein of 164 amino acids. The record is from RefSeq and is a predicted model, not a curated record. NCBI's taxonomy places the organism in Eukaryota, Viridiplantae, Streptophyta, Magnoliopsida, Lamiales, Lamiaceae. Gene Ontology annotation, molecular function: structural constituent of ribosome; mRNA binding. Gene Ontology annotation, cellular component: ribosome.
UUAGGCCGUAUGUAAAUUACCUCCUGGACCUGGAGUAUUAUUUUUCAAUUUAGCCAUUUCACUUUUAGGGGUAAAUCCGGGUUGAAAUUAGGAUCCAUAUUCAACCCGGAUCCUUAAACCCUGCUUAACAAUUCGAUUUCUCAUUUCUUCAGCCAAACCCCUAAUUUCCGAUUCCGUAAAUUACUGCUAUUUUCCCAAUAAAAUCUAGCAUUUCUCCCGCAAUGACACACUAUUUUACCCGAUUCAUUACUCAAUCCCUCACCGGCAUCCCCAAAUCCAUCACACUCAGUCCCCGAAUUGAAACCCCUCUGAAAUGCCAUAAUCUGAUUCGAAGAUUCUCGGAUACAGCUCAGCUGUCGAAGCCUUCCCAACCACAACGAGUAGAUGAGAUCGUUGACGAGCUUUCUGCUCUCACAUUACUCGAAAUAUCUGACCUAGCCGAGGUUCUGAGGCAGAAAUUGGAGAUUGAUGAAAUGCCGAUGAUGGCGGUUAUGAUGCCAGUGAUGGGAUUCGGACCGGGAAUUUCGGGGGCGAAGGAGGAGGAGAAGAAGGUGAAGACGUCCUUCGAUUUGAAGCUCGAGGGCGGCUUCGAUGCGGGUGCGAAGAUUAAGAUUAUUAAGGAAGUGAGGGCGUGCACGGAUCUAGGCUUGAAGGAGGCCAAGGAUUUGGUGGAGAAAGUGCCGACUUUGCUUGAAGAAAGGCGUGACCAAGGAUGAGGCCGAGAAGAUUAUCGGGAAGAUGAAGGAGAUCGGAGCUAAAGUGAUCAUGGAGUGAGGUAAAGUGGUCGAUUCUCAUGUUGUGUUCUACUUCAAAAUGCAGUUGUUGUUUUUUUAAUAAUUUAGAUUUAAUUGAUUCCACAAUGUGAUGGUUCCUAUG